Alternaria burnsii is the source of this 735-nucleotide messenger RNA. RefSeq lists its product as uncharacterized. Bases 1 to 735 code for a protein of 244 amino acids. The record is from RefSeq and is a predicted model, not a curated record. The transcript has a single exon. Lineage: Eukaryota; Fungi; Ascomycota; Dothideomycetes; Pleosporales; Pleosporaceae.
AUGUCAGCCGCAUCGACACCAUCGUCUUCUCCAAAGAAAUCACCACUACAUAUUUCGCUCUCGCUAUUAGCUCUGCCUACAGUGCACCGCGAGUGCACAUCCAGUCCUUCGCGAUGGUCAGAUUGCACGCCCAAGACCUUUCAUGGGUUCAUAGCUAUGCGCACGUUCACACCCGUCGAGGAACUUCGCGACUGCCGGAAUGAUGGUCAGACUGCGUCGAGUGGCGACUAUUUCUCAAUGCAAAAGCAUAGUCAGAUGCUUUCUCCUAACCCGACACCAUAUGAAGCGCAUGGCUACUUACCACUUUGUUCUGUUGCGGCGGUUGCGGGGAACGCAGUCGACUACUUUGUUAACAGAAAUGAUGCAUCAACGGAGUCUGCGGGUCUAGUCGAAAGUACGGAUUCCUACAUUUUAGAGAUUGUAGAUGACGGCGAAAACAAGAGCAUUCAGACACAACAGCUCGAGGGCUAUGUUCAUACGAGCCAUCUUCCGCUCAGUGAGCCUUGUUAUCAGACAAAACUCCUAAUUGAAGAACGUGGUGUUGUGUCUGGGCCGGAAGAAGACAUUGAAUUUGGGCUGCGCAGUAGUCAUGGCGGUGAACAGCACGAAGGAGAGUGCAACAUAUGCGAUAGUUCAUGUACUGGUCGCGCUAGUCUGGAAAUCGACGGAACCCAAUCAGAGAUUCCUAUAGAGAAAAUUGCCAUGCAGAGAAACCCGGUUCCGGUGCAGAACUGA